Messenger RNA from Elgaria multicarinata webbii, 1023 nucleotides. RefSeq names its product olfactory receptor 1E5-like. The transcript has 2 exons. Gene Ontology annotation, cellular component: membrane. Gene Ontology annotation, molecular function: odorant binding; G protein-coupled receptor activity; olfactory receptor activity. Gene Ontology annotation, biological process: G protein-coupled receptor signaling pathway. The record is from RefSeq and is a predicted model, not a curated record. Bases 1 to 1023 code for a protein of 340 amino acids. Lineage: Eukaryota; Metazoa; Chordata; Lepidosauria; Squamata; Anguidae.
AUGCAGUUCAAACUUUCGAUGGAAGUGGAAAACCAGACCACAACUGUAACCUCUUUUGUUUUCUUGGGAUUUUCAUACGACACAACAAUCCAAAAUUUCCUCUUCUUCAUAUUCUUCUUUAUAUAUGUAGUAACACUAAUGGGAAAUAUUACAAUUAUGACGGUAAUAAGGGGCAACAGUAACUUCAACAGCCCAAUGUACUUCUUCCUGAGCCAUCUGUCAUUUAUAGACAUCUGCUUUUCUUCCAUCACAGUGCCUAAACUGCUAGACAAUGUUUAUGGAAGCCAAGCAAUUUCAUACAAUAGCUGCCUCACCCAGAUGUUUUUUAUCUUAUUGACAGGAACCACUGAAUGUUUCAUUCUUGCUGCAAUGGCUUAUGACCGAUACGCUGCCAUCUGCAAGCCUCUGCAUUAUGUACAAAUCAUGAACAGAGCAUUUUGUAGAUGGCUGGUGGGUGGUGUCUGGGCAAUAAGUUUCUUUCAUGCCAUGACAAAUACAUUACCUAUAUUGAAACUCGUGUUUUGUGGUCCAAACAUUAUCCAGCAUUUCAGCUGUGAACUUCCAUCUUUACUUGUGUUAUCCUGUUCAGAAACUUUCCUGAAUAUCACUGUGUUCUUCAUUUCUGCUUGCAUACUUGCAUUGUUUUCAUUCUUUGUUAUACUAUUGUCUUAUGUCAAUAUUGUCGCUUCAAUCCUGAAGAUCCAUUCAGCGGAAGCUAGAAGAAAAACCUUCUCCACUUGCAGUUCCCACCUCAUUGUUGUGGUUCUGUUCUAUGGUACUGGCUGUCUGAGGUAUAUGAGGCCCAGGUCAGCCUCCUCAAUAAUUAUGGAUGAAUACUUUUCCGUUCAAUACAGCAUUUCAACACCCAUGUUGAAUCCUAUUAUCUACAGCCUAAAAAACAGGGAAGUGAAGGAAGCAAUCAAGAAAGUAAUCAAGAAACAAAUCAAGAAAGCCUCUGAAUUCAUGUGUUACAUAAAAUGGGUAAAAUUAAGAAAACCUGCUAAUAUAUUGGCAGUGAGCUGA